AUGAGCGCACCCCUCGACUCGACCAUCGCCUCGCAAGCCACCGCCAUCGAGGCCCACGAGCUCGACGACCGCACCAGCACGCACAAUGUCGAGAAGGUCCUGUCGCAAGAGUCGACCUACUCCAAGACGGGCCGCAGGUCGAGCGACGAGGACGGCGCAGCGGCCUUGCCGGCCGACAGCAGGACGCAGGCGCAGAUCGAGCGCGACAGCAAGUACCUGAGAGGCUCCAAGCUCGCCCUCGUCUUCACCGGCAUGCUCCUGUCGGUUUUCCUCAUCGCUCUCGACCAGACGAUCCUUGCGCCGGCCAUCCCGGUCAUCGCGAGCAAGUUUGACGCUCUCGACCAGAUUGGAUGGAUCGUGUCGGCAUACUUCCUCACCCAGACCGCCUUUCUCCUGCUGUACGGGCAGAUCCUCACGCUCGCCGACCGCAAGUGGACCUACCUGGCCGCCAUCGUCAUUUUCGAGCUCGGCUCGCUCAUCUGCGCCGUCGCGCACUCGGUCGAGGUCCUCAUCUUUGGUCGAGCGUUUGCCGGUGUCGGCGCCGCCGGCAUCUUCGUCUCGGUCCUGUCCAUCAUCGCCGAGGUGACCCGUCUCGAGGACCGGCCCAAGUUGCUCGGCCUGUUUGGCGCCGUCUUUGGCGUGUCCUCGGUCGUCGGUCCGCUCCUCGGCGGCGCCUUUACCGACCACGUCUCGUGGCGCCUCUGCUUCUACAUCAACCUUCCAGUCGGUGCCGUGACGGUCGCCGCGAUCGUCUUUAUCCUCGGCCCUCAACCUCCACCUCCCAUGCGCGAGGAUGUCGCUCUCUGGACGGAGCGCAAGUUCACGCGUUGGACGUUCGGUCGCUGGUCGCCAUCGCGCUCGUCCCUCGCAUUCCGCGCGUUCGCCCUCGACUGGAUCGGCACCAUCCUCAUGCUCGGCAUCAUCACCUGCCUCGUCCUCGCCCUGCAGUGGGGCGGCGUCAAGUACGCCUGGUCGGCCGGCCCCGUCGUCGCGUGCUUCGUCGUCUUUGCCGUCCUGAUCCCGGCGUUCGUCGGCUUCGAGUGGAAGCUCGCCGGUCCCAGUCGCAUCAUGCCGCUCGAGUACUUCAACGGUCGCACGCAGGUCGGCGCCACCCUCGCCGCCUUCUUCACCAUGUUCGUCCUCCUCGUCGCAACGUACUACCUGCCGACCUUCUUCCAAGCUACGCGCUUCCACUCGGCGACCAAGUCGGGCAUCGACAUCCUUCCCUUCAUGCUCAGCGUCGUCUUUGCGUCGGGCGCGGCCGGCGGGCUCAUCUCGUGGACCGGGUACUACUGGCCGUUCGUCGUCUUUGGUCCCGUCUUCUCGUGCAUCGGCUCGGGCCUGCUCUACACGGUCGACGAGCACUCGUCGAUGGCCAAGCUCAUCGGGUACCAGAUUCUCGUCGGCGUCGGCGUCGGCUGCGUCCUCCAGAACACGCUCAUCGCCGUCCAGGCCGACUGCAAGGACGAGUCCGAGGUUCCUCAGCGCACCGCCAUCGUCACGUUCGGCCAGCUCGUCGGCGGCACCAUCGGCAUCGCGAUCGGCUCGAGCAUAUUUGGCACGCGCCUCGGUUCGGCGCUGCGCGAGUUCGCUCCCGAGGCACCCUUCCAGCUCGUGCGCAACUCGGUCGAGGCCAUUCCGACGCUCCCGGUCGAGCUGCAGCCCGGCGUCGUGCACGCCUACACGCUCGCGCUGCGCGACGUGUUCAUCAUCGGCGUCGCCGCCGGUGGCUGCACCUCGUUGUGCGCGCUCAUGAUCCGCAACCUCAACAUCAAGGGGCGCGACCUCAUGGGCGGCGGCGCGUAGAUUGUCGAGUCGACGUCGCUCGGACCUCGCCUCACUUUGCUUGCCUCCCUCUUUCGCAUUCGCCUUUCGCGCUCUCCCGGGUCUCCUUCUGUGCACCUCGUAGCGUCUCGUCGGAUCUGUGCAUCGCAAGACUGGCCUUCUCCCGU
Messenger RNA from Rhodotorula graminis WP1, 1952 nucleotides. RefSeq lists its product as uncharacterized. Bases 1 to 1806 code for a protein of 601 amino acids. The transcript is spliced from 14 exons. The record is from RefSeq and is a predicted model, not a curated record. Gene Ontology annotation, biological process: transmembrane transport. Gene Ontology annotation, molecular function: transmembrane transporter activity. Lineage: Eukaryota; Fungi; Basidiomycota; Microbotryomycetes; Sporidiobolales; Sporidiobolaceae.